Messenger RNA from Styela clava, 2007 nucleotides. RefSeq lists its product as uncharacterized. Gene Ontology annotation, biological process: regulation of apoptotic process. The record is from RefSeq and is a predicted model, not a curated record. NCBI's taxonomy places the organism in Eukaryota, Metazoa, Chordata, Ascidiacea, Stolidobranchia, Styelidae.
AUCUCCCAUCUGUAGCAUCUAUAGCAAAAGGCGAUAACGAUCAGUUUGCACCAACGACUAACAUACCGGUUUGCAUGCAUUCCAAGAAUUUUAUAUUGGGAAAGUUUUAUUUAAUUCUUCAAUUUAUGAAAAAGAGGCUUGAAUGAUAGCCUCGAAACGGAACGAAAGGAUCUAUUUUUUAAACAAUUCUCUUCACACAAAGAACGAAAUUGAUAGCUCUUUGUUAGUUGCAGCAAUCACCUGUUUUGUAGGGUUGAUUGAUAAAUUGAAGCGAGUUGCAGUAUCGAUACUUUUUUAACAGCUAAUAUUGCGGUUCCCUUCCACGCCGUACAUGUUUUAUGUCGUGUAGGCCUAAUCGUAAUUAUUUUUGUGGUCGUGUUUAAAACUUAACAAAGGUGUGAAAUGGAGGAAUCGCUGUCCUAUAUGGACCAAUGUACCGUAAUAUGCUUGGGAUACAUCUCGUGUUUCGGAAACCUGGAAAUACAAUCAGGAGAAGCCGAUGACCCAGAAAAUCUCGAGUCUUUGUGCACAAUUGCUGAUCAAGAAUUAAUUGAGUUUGGCGAGAAAGAAGAACUGCAAAUUUUCUUGAACACAUCUGCAUGCUUGGCAGAAAAAUUCAAGAAUUCUGAUAAUGAUGAAGAAGCGAUUUUAGAAUGUUUGACUAUUUUGCAAAGCUCUUUAGACCAAGAAAAUUUUAAUGAAUGUGCAGACUCUAUUAUUACUCAUCCUAUUGAAUCUUGGGACAAGGUGUCACAAAUACUGCAUUUAGUUUAUAGAGCAUGCGAACAAUUAGGAAGUGCAAAGGUUGGAACUGUGAUUGACGUUGGUGUAAGGUACAUGAGAAAAAACUUCACAGAUUUUGUAACGUCACAAGGUGGUUGGCGAAGCCUUGGUUUUGAGAAAAGUCAAGAAACGGAACAAUUAGUGAAAGAAGAAGACCCGAUAUCUAGCAGCAUUGUUCUUGUUUCAGAUGAAGGAUUAGAUCAGGGAUUGCCACCAAAAUUUGAGACAGCUGUUGGAGCUGGAGAUGCAUCUGCAGCAGGUAUAUUUACUAAUAAAGCGUCGCCUCAAAACGAAGAAGAAUCAUUUAAUUUGCAAGACUCCUCUGUCUUGGCUUCUCCAAAGAAUAGAACCCCUGUGCCUCUUUCUCCACUUAGCACUCCUCCAUUUUCUAUACCAUCAUCAACCAAUACAGAUGAUGACAGAGACAGUCUUGCAACUCCACCUGAGAUGGUAGAAAAGCCAUUAAUGACCGAAUCAUUUAUUCGAGCAAUGGGAGGUGAAGAUAUUAGAAGGGAGUCUAGUGGAAAUGGCAAUGAUUUUGAAAUAAUUGGAUCUGAAAAUGGAGCAUCUAUGACAGACUCACAGAAUGUGAUGCAGAGUAUUGAAGAGUCUCAGGUUUCUGAGCUAGUGGUAGAAAAAGAAGAAAUUUCUUCAGUGCAGAGUUCCAACGCACAAAGUGCUGAUCUAGUGGUAGUAAAUGAAGAAAUUUCUUCCGAGCAGAGUUCCACAGCACAAAGUGAAUUGGAUCAUAAAGUUUCAACGCAGACAGCGUCCAUUGUAGAGACUGAAACCACUAGUGAAGAGGAGCCAAUAUUGGGUGGCUAUCUGCCACAUAUAUCACUUGGAGUGGCUGCUGCAGCUGCCGUUGCAGGUUUUUUUGUCUUGAAGAAAAACAUGUAACCUUAUUGGUUUCUGUUAUAAUUUAUUCAUAAAUUGACUUCUGGGACAAGUUGUAAUGUAAGAGUAAUGGAGCAAUGCCACUUCCAAUUAUGCAAGAUUUGGUCACUGGCGAUGCUGUACAAAUGGUGGCGCUUUAUGCAGUGUUUAACAAUUGCCAAUAGUGAGUCCCUUCCCCACUGUGAAUUCGAUGUUACACAUCAAUGAUAGCAACGUACAGCCCACUAGAGAAUCAUAAGCUAGGAAAUGUAUGUCUUUGUCGCCAUAUUAAAAUUUAUAAUUUUGUUUCGUAAUUUUUGCUUCAAAUAAAGUUUGCUCAGUUCCAUG